AUGUCGUACAACCCACCCCAACAGCCUCCGUAUCCGCCCCACGGGCAAGGCCAAUCUUUCCAGGGUCAGGGCUUCCAGCAGCACCCUCAACCUCAAUAUGGGCAACAGCCGCAGCAUCAGUAUCCUCAGUCUGGAGGCUACAUGCCUAGUCCAGGUGCCCCGCAGCAGCAGUAUCCACCUGCCCAGUCUGGCGGCUAUGUUCAGGGUCCGGGUGCCCCGCAGCAGCAAUACCCUCCUCCUCAGCCUGGCGGCUACAAUCCUAAUCCAAGUGCCCCGCAGCAGCAGUAUCCUCCUCCCCAGCCUAGCGGCUAUGUUCAUGGUCCAGGUGCCCCGCAGCAGCAACAUCCUCCUCCUCAGCCUGGCGGCUACAAUCCUAAUCUAAAUGCCCCGCAGCAAGGCUACCACCAGCCUCAGCACGUUCCUUAUGGACAGCAGCCAUACGCUCCGCAGGGCCAGUAUCCCCAAUCUGGGCCUAACCUAGGCGCUCAUGCAUACGCUCCGCCGCCAAUGCCGGCGUCAAAUGCGCCCGGUCAUGCUCCACAAUACGCACAUCCGCAGCAACCACAAUUGCCAUCCCUGGGCUAUGACCCAAAUGCCAUCGCAAUGGGCGACUAUACGCGAGAAGCAGACUCCUUGCGCAGAGCCAUGAAGGGCUUCGGCACAGACGACAAAACGCUAAUCAUGGUGCUCGCCCCACUUGAUCCGCUGCAAAUGGCUGCCGUGCGCGCAGCAUAUUCGAAGGGGCAUCGGCGCGACCUCCACAAGGAUAUCGAGUCCGAGACUUCUGGACACUUCGAAGAGGGCCUCCUAGCUAUUGUAGAUGGCCCACUACAAUAUGACGCCAACAGUACGCGCGAAGCGGUCAAGGGUGUCGGCACCAAGGAGUGGAUCUUAAAUGAUGUGCUCCUAGGCCGGAGUAACGCGGAUAUCCAUGCGAUCAAGACUGCCUAUGAGCACAGCUUCCAUCGCUCCCUUGUGCAGGAUGUCAAGGAUGAUCUAUCGAUGAAGACAGCGGACCUGUUCACCGCUGUAUUGCGUGGAAACAGACAAGACGAACAUGCCCCUAUCAACCACCAGACUAUUGAAUCUAGUGCUCGUGCCAUACAUGAGACUACCGCUGGUCGUGUGGUGAACGAUGCUACAGAGAUCUGCGCGAUCUUUGCCCGCUCGUCAGAUGCAGAACUGCGGGCUAUCAACCACGCCUUCCAAGAACGCUACCAUCUCUCUCUGGAGAAGCAUAUUAAAGAGUGCUUUUCGGGGCACUUGGAGGAUGCGCUAGUUCACAUACUCCGUAGCGCAACUGAUCCGGUAAUGCGCGAUGCUUGUCUGAUCAACUCCUGUAUUGGUAGCGCAGAUGAGCUUCUGGUUAGCCGUAUUGUUCGUCUACAUUGGAACCGUCCUCAUAUGAACCAGGUUAAGCUUGCGUAUCGCCAUAAGUUCGGGAAAGAUCUUGUCUCUCGCGUGCGGAGCGAGGUUGAGGGUGAUUGUGGGCGUCUGCUCGUUGCUUUGCUUGGGUAA
Messenger RNA from Penicillium pulvis, 1518 nucleotides. RefSeq names its product annexin. NCBI's taxonomy places the organism in Eukaryota, Fungi, Ascomycota, Eurotiomycetes, Eurotiales, Aspergillaceae. The record is from RefSeq and is a predicted model, not a curated record. The transcript has 2 exons. The coding region runs from base 1 to 1518 and encodes 505 amino acids. Gene Ontology annotation, cellular component: cytoplasm. Gene Ontology annotation, molecular function: calcium ion binding; calcium-dependent phospholipid binding.